AUGUUAAGCUGUCUAUUAUUUCUUUAUACAUUUGGAAUUUGUCAAUGUUUACAACGUCCGCUUGUUAUUGGACAUCGUGGUACAGCUUAUUUACCUGAACUUACAUUAGCUUCUCAAUCAAUGGCUCAUGCAUAUGGUGCUGAUAUAAUCGAAAUCGAUGUAUGUCUUAGUCGAGAUAAUCAAUUAAUUGUUAUUCAUGAUAUCUAUUUGGAUGGAGUAACUAAUGUUGGUGAUGUGUAUCCGAAUAGAAAUCGUUCAGAUGGUCUUAAUUAUGUUAUUGAUUUUGAUCUUGAUGAAUUGCGUCGUUUAAAUAUUCAUGAACGAGUUCGACCAUUGAAUGGUACACAAGUUUAUCCAUUACGUUUUCCUUCAAAAUCGAAAGUACCUUUUCAUCUUUCAACACUUAAUGAAACAAUUGAAUUACUAUAUGGUCUUAAUCGUGCAACAGGUCGACAACGUCAAUUACUUAUUGAAAUAAAAAAACCUGAAUAUCAUUCAAAAUAUAAUAAAUCAAUAUCAUCUAUUGUACUUGCUACAUUAAAUGCUUAUAAUUUAACACGAUCAAGUGAUCCAAUUAUUGUUCAAACAUUUCAUAUUGAAGAAUUGAUGUAUAUUCGUAAAGAUCUCGGUAGUCAAUUGCGUUUAUUUGCUUUAAUGACAUGGAAUGACAUUCAAGAAUCAUCAAGUGAUUAUGAUUUUUAUCGAAGUGAAGUAGGUAUUAAAAAUCUAUCAGAAAUUGUUCAAGGAUUAGCACCUAAUCAUCAAUUAGUUGUUGAUUAUGAUGUAAAUGGUGCAAUCGUACGUACUACUAAUCUAACAAAAUGGGCUCAUCAAUAUAAUCUUAGUGUUUAUCCAUAUACAUUUCGACAAGAUCUAUUUUCUGGUAGUCGUUUUGAAGAACUUGUUAAAUAUUUUUGGAAUACAGUACAAGUGGAUGGCUUUAUAACUGAUCAUCCAGAUGUUCGUAAGCCUGGUAAAACAGAUCUUUUAGAUGAAGCAAUUUAUUACAAACGUGAUGAAGCAUUUGAACGACCUGUUGAGAUUAUCAAUCGGCCAAUUAUCAAAGACACAAUUUUUAUGCCCGAUCGUAAAGUGCCUCCUUUAGCUACUGCACGAGAAAUGUAUACAGUCUCUCCUGAACCAAGGCCAACAGUAUAUACAACAACCUCAAAUGCUCCACCUUCUGCUUCAUUCAGUCUCAUUCGAGCUUUAGGAUUGAAUGCUGAUUGUCCAUGUUGGGCAUGGAUAUGUAUCGUUUUUGGCUUUAUUCUAUUACUUGGUCUUAUUGGCAUGUGUUUAUAUUUCAUUCUUGAACGCGAAGGAUAUCUCUAA
Rotaria sp. Silwood1 is the source of this 1332-nucleotide messenger RNA. NCBI's taxonomy places the organism in Eukaryota, Metazoa, Rotifera, Eurotatoria, Philodinida, Philodinidae. The record is from the annotation of a GenBank genome assembly.